Octodon degus (degu) is the source of this 2893-nucleotide messenger RNA. It is a transcript of the gene Saal1, whose product is annotated as serum amyloid A like 1. The record is from RefSeq and is a predicted model, not a curated record. The transcript has 12 exons. Bases 50 to 1471 code for a protein of 473 amino acids. NCBI's taxonomy places the organism in Eukaryota, Metazoa, Chordata, Mammalia, Rodentia, Octodontidae.
ACGGCUUCCGGCUCGGCUCGGGCGUGGAGUGAUCGGAGCGCGCGCAGUCAUGGACCGCAACCCGUCACCGCCGCCCCCGAGUCGGGACGACGAGGACACGGAGGUGGCGGGGGGAGACUGUAUCGGGAGCACUGUGUACAGCAAACACUGGCUCUUCGGUGUCCUGUCCGGGCUUAUCCAGAUUGUCACACCUGAAAACACCAAAUCCAAGUCAGAAGAUGAGGAGCAGCAGGUGGAGCUUGAUGAAGAAAUGGAAAAUGAAAUUUGCAAAGUAUGGGAUAUGUCAAUGGAUGAGGAUGUAGCUUUAUUUCUCCAAGAAUUUAAUGCUCCUGACAUAUUUAUGGGUGUAUUGGCCAAAUCCAAGUGUCCUCGAUUAAGAGAAAUCUGUGUGGGAAUUUUAGGGAACAUGGCCUGUUUCCAGGAGAUAUGUGUGUCUAUCAGCAGUGAUAAAAAUCUUGGGCAGGUGUUACUGCACUGUUUAUAUGAUUCGGACCCACCUACUCUGCUGGAGACAAGCAGGUUGUUGCUUACUUGCCUUUCCCAGACAGAAGUGGCCAGUGUCUGGGUGGAAAGGAUCCGGGAGUAUCCCGCUGUUUAUGAUAGCAUUUGUUUCAUCAUGUCAAGCUCAACAAAUGUUGACUUGCUGGUGAAGGUGGGGGAGGUUGUGGAUAAGCUCUUUGAUUUGGACGAGAAACUAAUGUUGGAAUGGAUUAGAAAUGGGGCUGCUCCGCCUCCGGACCAGCCACAGGAAGACUCUGAAGAGCAACCCGGGUUUAAGAUUGUGCCCUGUGUACUGGAGGCUGCCAAGCAAGUACGUUCUGAGAACCCAGAAGGGCUUGAUGUUUACAUGCGUAUCUUCCAGCUCCUUACCACAGUGGACGAUGGGAUUCAAGCAAUUGUACAGUGUCCUGAGACUGGGAAAGACACUUGGAAUUUACUUUUUGACCUGGUCUGCCAUGAAUUCUGCCAGUCUGAUGACCCGCCCAUCAUCCUUCAAGAACAGAAAACAGUGUUGGCCUCUGUUUUUUCUGUGUUGUCAGCCAUCUAUGCUUCACAGGCUGAACAGGAAUAUCUAAAAAUAGAAAAAGUAGACCUUCCUUUAAUUGACAGCCUAAUUCGGGUGUUAGAAAAUGUGGAACAUUGUCAGAAAAAAUCAGAAAACUCAACAGAGUCUAACACAGGAGAAGCUCAAAAGCCUGAUUUAACCCAAGAUGACUUCCACUUGAAAAUCUUAAAGGAUAUUUCAUGUGAAUUUCUUUCUAAUAUUUUGCAAGCAUUAACAAAGGAGACUGUGGCUCAGGGAUUAAAGGAGGGCCAGCUAAGCAAACAGAAAUGUUCCUGUGCAUUUCAAAACCUGCUUCCUUUCUAUCACCCUGUGGUGGAAGACUUUAUUAAACUCCUGCACGAAGUGGACCAGGCCUUCGCUGGUGACCUGGAGGAAAGCUUCCCGAGUUUGAAGGCUCAGACUUAACAACUGAGGUGGAAUUUCUUCUGCCCAAGAAAUAAACUGCUUUUUUAGAAGUUGAAAUCAGCGUAUAGGAAAUAUUAUCGAAAACUCAUACUCGAUGGUAAUUGCCUAAGGUUCCCCUCCCUGGCUUAUCUUACUUUGUCCCUUAAAUCAGGAGUGUCACCAGUAUCAUCUCUCCCCACUCCUUUAUGUUGGUCACGUGUCACUCCUCUUUACUUGAAAGCAAAUAUUCAAGUUUAUGCUGAGAUUUUUUUUAGACUAUUGAGGAGUUGGUGAGCAUUUUCUUGAGAACUUUUAAUUUGGUGGUUAUAUUUCUUUUUUGAGACAAAGUCUUGCUAUGUAGCCAGACUGACCUGGAACUCACUAUGUAAUUCAGCUGGCCUCAAACUCCUGUUCUUAUUUGUAUCUACUCCAAGCACCUUUAGUGGUGGUAGCAGAAAAUCCUGCUAUGGUAGAUGAUUACUAUAGAACUUACUGUAGUACUUAGCAGUAGUAAAAAAUCCCUGCUAGAGCAGUUUGAUCUGAUAGUGUUUAUACAUUUUAUAUAUAAGUCCAGAGGGGGGCAGGCCAGACCUUAGAAGUGGACAAGGGACCCUGUCUCCUCUCCCUUUUCUCCUCUCACCUUAUGUUCAUAUUCAUUGUUUUGUGGUCAAGGGGGCUGCCUUUUAUCUACGUUCAGGAAGGCAAAGGGCAAAGGGGCUUGUUUUCUGCCAGGACUUAGCCUUCUUUAUGGGAAAGGACAGCCUUCCUUGGUUUUCUGUGCCCCACGGCUUCCCUAGUUGGAAGGAUUUAAAAUCUCAUUGUCUUUUCUAGCCUCCGAAGCAGGGAAAUGCAUGGAAGAAGGAGGCGUAAAUGGCUUUCGAUUACCAGUUCGUGGUAUUACCACAGCCUGCUGAUACGUUUUAGCCAUCUUAUGGGUGUAAUUUUUGUUACUUCCUUGCCAGGUUAUUAGUAACAGUGCACAAGCAGUUACUACUCUUCAUUCACCUUUGUUACUUUUCAAGUGUUUUCUGUGUUGUAGCUGUGAAGGAAGAGAUAAUGACAUUUGUGUGAAAAAGGGCAUUAGUGAAAUUCUCCAUUUUUGGCAUAAUUCUGGUGGUUGAAUUACAGAAAAUGAUUUGCUUGAGCAAAUUGAGAUUUUUAACAUAGUGCUUUGUCCUCCUUUUUAGUGCUUUCUAAUGAAAUAUAAUCAGAUAACCAGGUACACCUAUGAAAGCAUCUAGUUUACAUUAUUUAAUAUAUUAAAAGUGGAAUUUUUGAUAGAUUGAAAGAAAAUAUAAGUUGCAAAAAACAAAGCCAGCUUUGUAAACCCAUCCAAAUUAUUUCAGACACUUUGAAUUUAAAAAGCAAAUGCCCUAAAUUUGAAUUUCUGGAUUCAAGCUCCCAGGUUGAAUUACAUUUUUUGGAGUUUAAGAAGACAUGUUC